Entamoeba invadens IP1 is the source of this 1392-nucleotide messenger RNA. RefSeq names its product D-hydantoinase, putative. The record is from RefSeq and is a predicted model, not a curated record. NCBI's taxonomy places the organism in Eukaryota, Evosea, Mastigamoebida, Endamoebidae. Gene Ontology annotation, molecular function: hydrolase activity, acting on carbon-nitrogen (but not peptide) bonds. The coding region runs from base 1 to 1392 and encodes 463 amino acids. The transcript has a single exon. Gene Ontology annotation, cellular component: cytoplasm.
AUGGACGACUACACGUUGGUGAAGAACGGAACCAUUAUCACUGAUACAGCGACGUACAAAGCUGAUAUCCUCAUCAAAGACGGCAAGAUUGAAUGUAUUGGUGUUUCUAUACCCGAGACUCACUGUAAGAAAGUCAUAGAUGCGACUGGUCUCUAUGUCCUUCCUGGUGCAAUAGAUGGCCACACCCAUUUAGCCAUGCCGUUUGGUGGCACAAUAAGUGCAGAUGAUUACGAAGCUGGGACACGCGCAGCUGCUUGUGGUGGAACAACAACCGUUUUUGACUUUGCCAUUCAAAACACUGGGGAGUUACUUGGUGACACUCUUAAGAGACGAGAUGCGCUUGCAAGUGUACAGGCAUGUGUCGACUAUGCGUUCCAUAUUGCUAUCAAAGAUAUAAGCACCAAACCGUUACUCGAUUCCGUGGAAACUGCUGUCGAGUCUGGAGUGACUUCCUUCAAGAUAUUCAUGGUGUACGACUUCUUUGUGAAUGAUGGACAGUUCUACACCAUCUUAAAGAAAACCAAAGAGUGUGGCGCAUUGCUUGGGGUCCACGCCGAAAACAGAGAAAUCAUUAACACGCUGAUUGCUGAAUUUAAAGAAGAGAAUCACAUGACACCGUACUACCAUUACCUUUCUCGUCCCGAGUUUGUCGAAGAAGAAGCCGACCAACGUGCCAUAGCCAUUGCAAAGAGCACAAAAGCGCCACUUUAUAUUGUCCACUUGGCCAACAAAGGCGGCGUCAAAGCACUCGAAGAAGCGCGCAAAGAGGGGUACCCGAUCUUUGCGGAGACUUGCAUUCAGUAUCUUGAGAUGACAAGCGAUGUCUACAAGAGAGACGACGCCAUCAAGUAUGUUUGUUCCCCACCGAUGAAAGGGAAAGAGAGUCAAGCGGCUCUUUGGGACGCGUUAAAGCGGGGAGUCAUCUCCACUGUCGCGACUGAUCACUGUCCGUUCCAGUUGAGUGAGAAGCAUUGGGGUGAUAAGGACUUCACGAAGAUCCCAAACGGAUGUGCUGGUGUUGAGAAUAUGUUCCCGUACAUGUUGUCCAAAGCCAAUGAAGGUGUUCUGCCGUUCACUAAAGUCGUUGAAGUGUGUUGUGUCAAUCCAGCAAAGUUGUUUGGACUUUACCCACAAAAGGGGGCGUUGUGUGUCGGGUCUGACGCCGAUUUUGUUUUGUAUGACCCCCACAAAGCGUUUGAAGUCAGUGUGAAGAAUAUGCAUUCCAACGUCGAUCACACGAUUUGGGAAGGGUUAAAGCUUAAGGGAUAUCCAAAAGAAGUCUACUCGAGAGGAAAUCUUGUGUUCAAAGAAGGAGAGUUCGUGGGGAAGAAGGGAGACGGAAAGAGACUGAUUUGUAAGAAAAUCAAGUUCACUGGUCCAUCACUCGAAUAA